Messenger RNA from Phacochoerus africanus (Common warthog), 1555 nucleotides. RefSeq names its product ribosome binding factor A (gene RBFA). Bases 67 to 1044 code for a protein of 325 amino acids. Lineage: Eukaryota; Metazoa; Chordata; Mammalia; Artiodactyla; Suidae. The transcript has 7 exons. Gene Ontology annotation, biological process: rRNA processing. The record is from RefSeq and is a predicted model, not a curated record.
CGCUACACGUCUGUCCGCUGCACGUUGUCCCGCCCACGUUCCAGGGUCGGCAGUCGGGCAGAGGACAUGUGGGCGACGCUCCGGGGGCUGGGGGUCCCACACGCUGGGCUCUUGGGCGGCGCCCAAGGCCUGCACACCUCGCCAGUGUCCUAUGGCAAGAACCUGCUUAAGAAAUUUGCCUCGAAAACCAAGAAGAAGUUUUGGUAUGAAGGUCCUUCCUUAGGCUCUCACUUGACUUACAAGCCAUCACAGUUGGAAUUCCUAACGAAGAGCACAUCCAAAAGGACCAGGAAGGAAGACCAUGUGCGCCUGAGGGCCCUCAACGGACUCCUUCACAAAGCGCUGACCGACAUGCUGUGUACCCCUGAAGUGAGCCAGGAGAUCUAUGACCUGAAUGUGGAGCUCUCUAAGGUCUCUUUGACUACAGACUUUUCUGCCUGCCGAGUGUUCUGGAGGGCGACACUCUCUGAGGCUCAGAAUGCACACAUGGAGGCCGUCCUGCGGAGGAGUGCUGCGCACAUGAGGCAUCUUUUGAUGUCCCAGCAGACCCUGAGGAGCAUGCCACCAAUAGUGUUUGUUCAGGACAAAAAACAUGCAGCUGCAGUGGAGGUUGAUCAGUUAUUGGCAAGUGCUGAUUUUGGACCCGUAGAUGAAAAAGACAACUUUACACAAAAUGAUUUCAGGAACCCUGAGGCCCCUGACACCAUGUCGCCAUGUGACAGCUCUGGCCCUGCCACGCACUCGAGUCUAUAUGGGAUUGAUCACGAGGCGCUCAACAAGCAGGUUGUGGAAUACAAGCAGAGGAGAGAGAAGGGGCAUGGGGGCAUGAGCCCCAUGUGGCCGGAGCGAGAGGCUGAGCCCACAAAGCACAUGAAGAGGAGGAGAGCCAGGCCCCAUGGGGACGAUGGCCUCUCUCCCCAGAACUGCCUGUGGGGAGACUGUGGUGAGCCCCUUCCUGAGGAGCAGGCCUCAGCAUACAAGUGGCGGUUCCAGGAAGCAGAGCAGGAACUGGAGGUGGAGAGAAAGGAUCAGGGCAACUGUUAGGGCUUUUGAAGGGAGUGGAUGGCGCACACAGAAGAGGAACUGGCCUGGGACACAUACAGCUGGUGCCUCCAGGAAGCCCCGUGCAGGCGCAGCCGAGCCCUGCCGACUGUGACUGCAUUGCUGUGGAGGCAGUGUGGCCUGUGGAAAGCAUGUGGAAAUGUCUUGGUUGGAAGCUGUAAUAGUCAGCCCUCCUUACUGGGCUCCAGAUCUGCAGGUCAGCCUGCUUGCUGGUUCUGCGGAGCCCCCAGGCCAGCACUUGUGGCACUUUGUGGUCAUUCUCGGACACACACACAGAAGUGGAAGCCUGGGUCGUGAAGUCCACAUGCUCCCUUAGGUUCAAACAUGGUGCCGCUCCGCCUGCUGCUUUCAUCUCAUGCUGCAGAAACUUGUCCUUUGCAGUCUGGUCAGCCUCCUUGUGGUGCUGAAGUGCUGUCUAGUUUUCCUAAGUGCCUUUCAGAGAAAGCACCUGUGUUAGGUGCGCCACGUUAGGAAAUAAAUAAAUGACAUCUGA